This is a messenger RNA of Colletes gigas, 2157 nucleotides long. Its product is annotated as leucine-rich repeat-containing G-protein coupled receptor 4-like. Bases 341 to 1981 code for a protein of 546 amino acids. Lineage: Eukaryota; Metazoa; Arthropoda; Insecta; Hymenoptera; Colletidae. The record is from RefSeq and is a predicted model, not a curated record. Gene Ontology annotation, molecular function: protein binding. The transcript is spliced from 3 exons.
CGAUCACAAGAGCAAACGUCGAUCGAUUGUUACGGAUACUUUAGAAGCGAACAACGUUCUACGAUACGUUACGUACGCGUUUGAACAAUGUCUGUACCGGUUUGUUAGGAGUAUUCCUAAUUUUCGGAAUAAAAAUUACGAAGGAAAUACGCAAGAAGGAGUGGAAAAUAUCGUACGCAGCAUGUUUAGACCAUCGCGGACAGUCAGAGGUUGACUACGGCCCUGAGAUCGCCAUGGUGUUAAAUUACCUGGGAAUUAUCGCUACUUCAUAAGCAGUUAAAUCGUGACCAUCGGGACAGAAGGUGCUGAGCUAUCCGUACGUGCUGAAUCAAAGGGGUGUAUGUAUUCGUUUCGACCGCGAUCUACGAACAUGCCGGUCAGUCGACUUAGGAAAAUUAUACUUGUACUCCUGGUCAGCUUGCAGCCGAUCCCUGGUCAUGUUAGGAAUCAGUCAGCUAUUAUAAAAGUCCAACUGUACAACGAGAACGAACGACCUCAUAUUAGCAAAACUACGCCUCCGACUCUAUUCCAAAACAACAACAACAACAACAACAACAACAACAACAACAACAACAACAAUAACGACGUUUACGAGGAGAAAGAACGUUAUGUUAGCAAAAUUCCACGGCCACCGUAUGUACCGGAGUGCGGUCCCGAGUGUUGGAGGUGCGAGUAUCAGGACGAGUUCUUAACCCUUAAAUUGGCGCGCAUGGGCUUGAAGAGGAUCGGUGACAAUUUCAUUGAUAGCUCGAGGGUGAUCGAAUUGCAUCUUCAAGACAACAAUAUCACGGAGAUCUCGAAUAACGCGUUCGACAACCUCCCUAACUUGAAGCUGUUGAAUCUUUCCGGCAACAACGUCUCUGCCGAUCGGCUGCUGUGGUUUGGCAAACUCAAUGCCCUGCGAACGCUCAUCGUGGACGACAACAAGCGCAGCGGAAGCGUGGAAAAGAUCUUUCAUCCGUUGCCGAAUCUGCGGGAACUAUCUCUGAAGAGAAACAGAAUUUAUCGACUAACCGUCAAUUUAAGAGCGUUCGCGCCACAGUUGACGCAUCUCUACCUGCCCGGAAAUAAAAUCGAGUCGUUGGACUUUGUUCGCGAGCUGCCCGAUACUCUGCUCCAUCUGUAUCUGGACGACAAUUUGAUCGCGAAUCUCGAAUCGGGCAUACCAAAGAACAUCGUGGAGCUCUCUGUUAGCGGGAAUAAGAUCAAAGAGUUGUGCUCCGACGCAUGCAAGUAUAGCAGCUCUUCUUUGUCGUUGACAAAUGCGAUCAUGUUGUCGAAACUGAACGCGUCUCGCAAUAGCAACAUCGAGAUCGCGAACGAUACGUUCCAAAACGCGAAACGUCUCGUCACCUUGGACCUGUCGCACAACAAAUUACACAGAUUAUCGAACGACCUCUUUCACCGGAUGUCGUGGCUCGAGGAACUCUUUUUGAGUCACAAUAACUUUACCACGAUACCGAACAUCUGCUCGCUGUAUCGUAUAAAACGAUUGGAUUUGACCGGCAACCAAAUCGUGACCAUUACGAAUGAUAAUUUCUGCUCGCAUGCCCUCCAUUUGGACACGCUUCUUCUGGCCAACAAUCACAUCCUCGACCUGGACAGCAACGCGUUCGCGAAUCUCAAUUCGUUGACAAAGUUGGACCUGUCCGACAAUUUAAUCAUCGAUUUUCCCGCCGGGCUGAUCACGAUACUAAAAUAUCUCGAGGUCUUUAUGAUACGGAAUAACAGAAUCGUAAAUCUUGACAACUUCAGCUUUGCAAACUCGAACGUGCUGCGGGAGUUGCACCUUCAACGGAACCCGUUGCUGUACGUCACAUUUAAUUUGCUUAAUAAAGCAUACUUGCCGAAUCUCGUGAUACAUUUGAACGAUCUGCCGCAAAACAACGAGGACGACCGCAAGGACGACAACGAGGACGACAACGACGACGACAACGAGGACGACAGCGAGGACGACAGCGAGAACAGCAUCGAAGAUUAAACAAACUCGAUAUUCAAAUGAUAGCAUUUCUCAAGAUCGAUUUCGUUUUACCUCUUUCAACGUAAGGAAAUUUCGAUGAAGGAAGAAAAUUGAAUCGAACAUCGUUACUAUAUAAAUUACUCCGAUCGACGAACAAUUUUAUCAAUUAUAAUAUUGUAAGAAUAUUAAACGAAUAC